AUGAGAGUCCCAUCAGGAGAGUCCUCAUCAGGAGAGUCUCAUCAUGAGAGUCCCAUCAGGAGAGUCUCAUCAGGACAGUCCCAAUCAGGAGAGUCUCAUCAGGAGAGUCUCAUCAGGAGAGUCCCAUUAGGAGAGUCCCCAUCAGGAGAGUCCUCAUCAGGAGAGUCCCCAUCAGGAGAGUCUCAUCAGCAGAGUCCUCAUCAGGAGAGUCUCAUCAGGAGAGUCCUCAUCAGGAGAGUCUCAUCAGGAGAGUCCCAAUCAGGAGAGUCUCAUCAGGAGAGUCCCAUUAGGAGAGUCCCAUCAGGAGAGUCUCAUCAUGAGAGUCCUCAUCAGGAGAGUCUCAUCAUGAGUGUCCCCAUCAGGAGAGAGAGUCUCAUCAGGGGGAGUCUCAUCAAGGAGAGUCUCAUCAGGAGAGUCCUCAUCAGGAGAUUCCCCAUCAGGAGAGUCUCAUUAGGAGAGUCCUCAUCAGGAGAGUCUGAAUCAGGAGAGUCCCCAUCAGGAGAGUCCAGGAGUCUCAUCAGGAGAGUCACCAUCAGGAGAAUCCCAUUAGGAGAGUCCCCAUCAGGAGAAUCCCAUUAG
Molecule: messenger RNA, 579 nt
Organism: Knipowitschia caucasica
Lineage: Eukaryota; Metazoa; Chordata; Actinopteri; Gobiiformes; Gobiidae
Source: the annotation of a GenBank genome assembly